AUGGUUCCCGAUUCUGGUGGAGAGAGGGUUCCGUCGAGUGAUACGACCGUCGUGGCAUGUAGAGGCACUCAAGCAUACCCCACUGCCCUUGCAUGGCUGCGCGAGCUGGUACAUCUUGAACUCGUCGAUCUAUCUCAACUAGUCUUAGCCAAGUGGUUAACAGAUUCCAAAUCUGUUCCUCCUGGAUCGUGCAGCGUAAAAGUUCGCAAAGGACAGAAAGCCCAGCGUCCAAUACGUGAAAGACGCGGGAACUACCUUGUGAGGACUGCAAAGCAGUUUAUGUCUGGAACAUUUUCAACCUCUAAUAGGGCAGAGGGUCUGUCACUAGUAGCUGCACUGGUACUUCCGGUCUGCAACAUGAUCGCAUUGGACGUCCCUGCUGGUAACGUGCUGCUGCUUGAGGCACCAGCAUGGGCUUACUGGCGAGGAGGAUGUGGGACUCUUGUGUGGGCGAGUAUGGCCUGGGGAGUAGAGGAGCGAGAAAAGAGACGAUUUAUCAUGUUCUUCAUUCCAGACUCUUCGGCGUGGCGAGUGGUGGUAGCAGAGCAGUUGUUGCGUCCGGUUGAGAACAUGGAUCAAACUGUCAAAGGAUGGGCAACGAAAGAACGCAUCGUGGUGUCAACGUGGUGUUGGCACAACUCUUCACCUGUCGGGAAAGAGGCGAUCCAAACUUCCGAGUCUCUGCACCGUAUCAGUGUAUUCGACGACCACCCUUGA
Suillus subalutaceus is the source of this 717-nucleotide messenger RNA. RefSeq lists its product as uncharacterized. NCBI's taxonomy places the organism in Eukaryota, Fungi, Basidiomycota, Agaricomycetes, Boletales, Suillaceae. The transcript has 7 exons. The record is from RefSeq and is a predicted model, not a curated record. The coding region runs from base 1 to 717 and encodes 238 amino acids.